Molecule: messenger RNA, 6357 nt
Organism: Coniosporium apollinis CBS 100218
Lineage: Eukaryota; Fungi; Ascomycota; Dothideomycetes
Exons: 7
Coding region: 1-6357 (2118 amino acids)
Biological process (GO): fatty acid biosynthetic process
Molecular function (GO): fatty acid synthase activity; 3-oxoacyl-[acyl-carrier-protein] synthase activity; phosphopantetheine binding
Source: RefSeq, a predicted model, not a curated record
AUGGUAGUGAAUAUCAGAGUCCUUCUCUUUGGAGAUCAGUCGAAAGACGUAUCUUCCGACCUGCGCGAACUUGUCUCGGUCAAGGACAAUCCAUUGCUCUUGUCAUUCUUCGAAAAAGCAUACAUUACUCUGCGGGAUGAGGUUGCUCGGGAUCCGCGCACGGCGCGUGAUUUGCCUGGUUUCACGAGCGUAGAGAAUCUGCUAUGGAGGUACUCUGAAUCUGGAGUCCGGCACCCAGCAAUCGAGAGUGCUCUGGCAUGCAUCUAUCAGAUUGCCAGUCUGUUAAGAUACUUAGGCGAUGGAUCUGAAGAGUAUCCGAGUGCAGAGAACACUCGACUUGUCGGGUCAUGCACAGGCCUUCUUACGGCCGCAGCAGUCAGCUGCUCUCGCACAUACCUUGACCUUGUCAACAUGUCGGUCGAGAUCCUAAAGAUAGCAUUCCGUGUUGGAGCGCAGGUUGCGGAGGCGGGUGACGAACUUGAGCAAACAUCAACCAACUCGGCCAGCUGGUCUGCAAUCUUUCCCGGUAUUGACAAAGAAGCAGCCUUCAUGGCUCACGAGGACUUCUGCACAACUCAUGGCAUUCCACCAGCAAGCGGGCUAUUUGUGUCAGCAACCAGCUCGAACGCUGUGACCAUUAGCGGUCCACCUCAUAUUCUGGACGAACUCAUCAAAUCCGGAUCCACCAAAUCAAAUCGGCCGGUCCGACUUCCCAUAUAUGGUCCCUACCAUGCUCCACAUUUCUACAACAAUUCCUCUCUGGCUUCGAUUCUAGAGUCCCUUUCACAAGACGCCGAGUCUUCGCGGACACCACGAAUCCCCAUCAUAUCCAACGACGGGCGAGAUGUCUAUCAGGUAUCCAGUGUCGAGCAGCUACUGAAGGAAGUUCUUCAAGACAUUCUCCUCAAACCUUUGAAUUGGGAAAGGAUUUGUGAGAAUUGCGGCUUAAGCCUCCAGGCUGCCGGAGCUGAGCAAGGCCAGGUUGUCCCCAUCGGGGCUAACAACGGCGCAAACAGCAUGGUCAAUGCUUUGAAGCAACAUGGCGAGUUUCAAAUAUCUCUGGAUGAUCGGCGAGGAACAGAGCCGGACAAGUCUGAUGGCUCCAAGAUUGCCAUUGUCGGCAUGUCUGGUCGAUUUCCUGAUGCUGCGAGUCCGAGUGCUUUCUGGGAUCUUCUCAAGCAGGGACUCGAUGUCCACCGAGAGAUCCCUAAGGACCGGUUUGAUGCACAGGCCCAUGUAGAUCCAACCGGGAAACAGAAGAAUACGAGCCAUACGCCCUUUGGAUGCUUCAUCGAGGAUCCAGGUCUCUUCGAUGCGCGAUUCUUCAACAUGAGUCCGAAAGAAGCAACGCAGACCGACCCUAUGCACCGCCUAGCUCUCACAACGGCUUAUGAGGCAUUGGAGAUGUCCGGUUACGUUCCCAACAGAACGCCCUCGACCAUAGUUGAUAGGAUCGGCACGUUCUAUGGGCAAACAUCUGACGACUGGCGUGAAAUCCAGGAUGGACAGAAUAUCCAGACCUAUUUUAUCCCUGGUGGCGUGAGAGCUUUCGCUCCUGGGCGCAUCAACUACCACUUCAAAUUUUCGGGACCGAGUUUUAGUGUCGAUACCGCAUGCUCCUCGAGUCUGGCUGCCAUCAACAUUGCUUGCAACUCGUUGUGGCAAGGUGAUUGUGAUACAGCCGUUGCCGGAGGUCUCAACGUCCUUACAAACCCCGAUAUCUUCGCCGGGCUUUCUCGAGGCCAAUUCUUAUCCAAAACCGGCAACUGUAAGACGUUCGAUGAUCAAGCUGAUGGAUACUGCCGUGGAGAUGGAGUGGGCACCGUGAUUCUAAAGAGACUCGAGGAUGCUGAAGCGGAUAAAGACCCUAUCCUGGCAGUAAUCCUAGGCACCGGAACGAACCAUUCCGCUGAAGCUGUUUCAAUUACACACCCCCAUGCCGGAGCUCAGGAAUACCUUUUCAAGAAGGUGCUCUCUGAGGCUUCCCUUGACCCUCAUGAUGUGAGUUACGUUGAGAUGCACGGAACCGGCACGCAGGCAGGCGAUGGGAUUGAGAUGAAGUCCGUACUUGGAGCAUUCGCGCCUGAAAAUCGGAAGCGAAGACCAGAUCAACCACUUUACCUUGGGUCCGUGAAGUCCAACGUGGGACAUGGCGAGGCUGCUUCAGGUAUCACCGCCCUGGUUAAGAUUCUACUGAUGCUCGACAACAAUCUGAUUCCACCUCAUUGUGGAAUCAAGACCAAGAUAAAUCACACGUUCCCUGAUCUGGAUGCCCGCAACGUUCACAUCUCGUUGGGUGGAUCAACUCCAUGGCAUCGACCGGAAGGGGGAAAACGUUCUUUAUUUCUGAACAAUUUUAGUGCCGCAGGCGGUAAUACAUCCCUCAUCAUGGAAGACGCGCCACUGUCGAUUACCGGAAGUCAAGAAGAUACCCGCUCGACAGCUGUCAUUGCUGUUUCCGGCAAAUGCAAGUCAUCACUCAUCGGCAAUGUGGAGAAUUUGAUCCAGUACCUCUCGAAGAAUCCAUCAACGGAUCUGUCAAAUCUCUCAUACACUACGACAGCUCGGCGUAUUCACUACGCAUACCGCGCUGCCGUUGCUGGCUCCGAUUUGCCCGCGAUCAAGGCAGCUCUGAAGAGAUCAAUCAGUUCCGAAAUAACUUCAGUGUCUUCGUCAAAGCCCCCAGUCGUUUUCGCUUUCACCGGACAAGGGUCUCACUAUUCGGCUAUGGGGAAGACAUUUUUUGACACCAUUUCUCAGUUUAGAUCAGACGUCCAGCGCUUCGAUCUGCUUGUGCAGAGCCAAGGCUUCCCAAGUGUUUUGCCUUUGAUUGACGGAAGUGCCGACAUCGAGACUCUGGGUCCCCUGACUGUACAGCUUGGUGCAGUAUGCGUUCAGAUGGCUCUAGUUCGACUCUGGGAAACUUGGGGCAUCAAGCCAGCUGUAGUCAUCGGUUAUAGUCUUGGCGAAUACGCUGCGCUUUAUGCCGCAGAUGUUCUGUCUAUCAGCGACACUAUCUUUUUGGCCGGAACGAGGGCGAAGCUCCUGGAGACGCAUUGCACAAAGCAUACCCACGCUAUGCUUGCUGUACCAGCCUCAACUUCAGACCUCGAGGGUACGAUCGAUGGAGACACGUUCGAGGUGGCUUGUGUCAACGGACCGAAGGCCACAGUGAUCAGUGGGAAGUCUACAGAUGUCGAUCGCCUUCACGAAGACCUCACUUCUCAGGGCAUGAAGUGCACUAAACUCGAAGUGCCAUUUGCAUUCCACUCGGCCCAAGUUGAACCUGCGCUGCAAGAGUUCGAAGCGGCUGCUGCUGGCGUAACCUUCAACAAUCCAGACGUGCCGGUAAUCUCGCCUCUCUUGAGUAGUGUGGUAACCGACAAUCAAACCUUCAAUGCCCCAUACCUAGCGCGUCAUUGCCGCCGAACGGUCAACUUCCUUGGCGGCCUACACGCUAAGGGAGCUGGGGCCAUUGCCGACAACACUGUGUUCGUCGAGGUUGGCAGUCACCCAGUUUGCAGUGGCAUGAUCAAAGCUACACUAGGCUCAAGCACCACCGCCGUUCCUUCUCUACGGCGAGGCGAGGAUGUCUGGAAAGUAAUCAGCGGCAGCCUUUGCGCUUUGCAUACUGCAGGGCUGGACAUCAACUGGAACAGUUACCACCAAGACUUUUCCGGGUCCUCCAGGACUUUGCGUUUACCGACAUACGCGUGGGACUCCAAGAACUAUUGGAUCGACUACACCAACAACUGGACCCUCACCAAGGGCGAGUUCCUCCGCGUGUCUGAUGCUGAGAAGCAGCAAAAGAAGACGCUUUCAACGACAUCAGUUCAUCGCGUGGUGGAAGAGGAGUUCAAGGGCCAAGAGUGUACUGUUGUUACGGAGACCGAUAUCGCGCGUCCGGAUCUUGAGGAAACGAUCAAAGGGCAUCUUGUCAAUGGCUCUGCGCUAUGCUCUAGCGCCGUCUACGCAGAUAUGGCCCUGACCAUAGCAGACUACAUUCACCGGCAAUUUGAGCCUGAGAACGAAGAUUUUGCGAUGAAUUGCUCGAGCAUGGUGGUCGACAAACCGUUGGUUGCCAAAUGCGGUGACACGCCUCAGCUACUUCGUACGUCUUCCACCGCGGACUUAUCCCGGGAGCUCUGCGAAAUCACUUUCUACAGUGCCAACGCAGAAGGAGAGAAGACGGUCGAACAUGCCAAGUGUAAGGUCCAAUAUGGCGAUGCCACCAGAUGGUCGUCAGAAUGGGCCCGGCAGAGAUACCUCGUCCAGCCUCAGGUUGAUCGUCUUUUACAGGGCGUGGAGAAGGGAAAUUUGAGCAGACUUCGGCGGAAGAUGGCUUACAAGCUCUUCUCCGCCCUUGUGGAUUACCAAGAUGUCUAUAAGGGCAUGGCAGAAGUUGUCCUUGACAGUCCGAACCGAGAGGGCACUGCCCGAGUCGAGCUGCCGAUGGGCAAAAGCGAGGAAUUUUUCGUGGCGCCGUACCACAUUGACAGCCUCUGCCACCUUGCUGGGUUCAUCAUGAACGCCAACGAUGAGCUAGAUUCAACGAAGACUGUCUUCGUCAACCAUGGGUGGGACUCUUUGCGAUUUGCGGAGAAGCCAUUACCACACAAGACGUACUACUCAUAUGUCAGGAUGCAGCCCGCUAGCCCUGACUCAAAGGAUUAUGUAGGGGACGUCUACGUGUUCGACACCGACGGCAAGAUCAUAGGUCAGAUCGGCGGACUUGAGUUCCAAUUCCUUCCGAAACAAACUCUUGACCGAGUUCUACCCCCAGUUGGUGCUGCGAAAUCCUCUGCUCGCGUGGCUACCACGAAAGCUGCGCCUAAACCUCAAAAGGCAGUUUCGAAGCCACCACCUAGGCCAAAAGCAGCUGUCACUGCCGCGUCACCGAGCGUCAUGUCUCGGGCACUCGAUAUCAUGGCCGAGGAAAUCGGGGUCCCCGCUACCGAGCUUGCUGAUGACAACGAGCUGAGCGCCCUUGGUAUCGAUUCACUGUUGAGUCUGACGAUCUCUGGCAAGUUCCGCGAGAUACUGGAGAUCGAAGUGCCCUCAACAUUGUUCGUGGAUUGCCAGACCAUCAAGGAAGUGAAGGACUUCUUUGCGCAACACAACUCUGCAGGCCCCGGAGAGAUCGAAACCUCAUCCUCCGACUCCGCAGAGAUUUCAGGCACUACGACCCCCGCUAGUCAGGACUCUAUGACUUCUCUAUCUGAGAUUGGAGACGAAGAGCCCACUAAAGGAGGAGACGAUGUUACCGCUAUCCGAGAGGCCAUGUCAGAAGAGACUGGAGUCCCUCACUCAGAUAUUACCUCGUCGACGAAGUUGGCCGAUAUUGGGAUUGACAGUUUAAUGUCGUUACAAAUCUUGGGCUCCCUCCGCGAAGAGCAUGGGCUCGAUCUUCCCCCAACUUUCUUUGGCGAUCACCAGACCUUCGCCGACAUCGAGAAAGCCCGCGGCGGGAGCGCGAAGCCAGCACUUCCUCCACAAUCCGAAACGAUGUCUACGGAACAAAUAAUCGCAGAGGAGAUCUCUCGCUCAAAUCUCGGCCCGAACCCGCCCAGCGCCACGUCUGUACUCCUUCAAGGGUCUACAAAAACAGCGUCUCAGACGCUUUUCCUCUUUCCGGAUGGCUCAGGCUCCGCUACCAGCUACGCCACUAUCCCUCCCAUAGCUCCAGACAAUGUCGCGGUUGUGGGGCUGAACUGUCCUUUCAUGAAAACGCCAACCUCCUUCAAUUGCGGUAUCGAUGGCGUCGUAUCGCUUUACCUCAAUGAAAUCCGACGCAGGCAGCCUCACGGACCAUACGUCCUUGGUGGUUGGUCUGCGGGCGGUAUCUGCGCUUAUGAAGCAUGUAUGCAGCUUCAAGCCGUCGGGGAAACCGUGGAGAAAUUGAUCUUCUUUAACGUCCCCUGCCCCUUGCCGCCACAGGCUCUACCCUCGAGGCUCCAUCAGUUCUUUGACACGAUUGGCCUGCUUGGCCCUGAAGGGAAGGCGCCUAACUGGCUGGUACCGCAUUUCGAGUCCAGUAUUCGCAACCUGAGCGCUUACAGGCCUGCUGCCAUGGAUCCCUCAAAAGGCCCCAUCCCAAAAACUUACACCAUCAUGGCUCAGGACGGUGUCUGCAGGUUUGACACUGACCCUCGUCCAGAAAUGAGGCCGGAGGAUCCCCCCCACAUGAGAUGGCUGCUCUUCAACCGCACGGACUUUGGUCCAAUUGGAUGGGAGGCGUUGUUGGGACAAGAGAACAUUGUCUCGCUUGAGUCAAUUGCUAACGCGAACCACUUCACCAUGAUGCGCGAGCCAGGAGUCAACGAGCUGCCCGCACGUAUCAGGGAGGCCUUGAAAUAA